AGGCAAUUGACUGAACCAUUUUCCCUAUAAAUAGCAACAGCUAGCGAAAACAAAUUCACAUCGUUCCACUGCUUCUGCUAUAAACCCAAACACAACACCCUAAUUAUAAGUCUAACCCACAACACAACUACUAUGGUGAAGGCUAUUAGAGUUCCUGAGCACGGUGGUCCUGAGGUGUUGAAAUGGGAAAAUGUUGAAGUCCCAGAUCCAAAAGAGGGAGAAAUCAGGUUGAAGCAGAAGGCAAUUGGUCUAAAUUUCUUGGAUGUGUAUAUGCGUCAAGGUCUGCACAAUACGUCUCCACCCUUGCCAUAUACCCCAGGUAUGGAAGGAGCCGGAGUUGUAACAGCGGUGGGUCCCGGAGUAACCAGCUGCAAAGUUGGAGACGUCGUGGCUUACGCUAGCUUGCAGGUGGGUGGUUAUGCCCAAGAGAGAAUACUUUCGGCAGAUCAAGCGGUGCCUGUUCCUUCUUCUGUUGAUCCCGUUGAAGCAGCUGCCGUCAUUUUUAAGGGUCUCACUGCUCAUGUCUUGAUUCAUAAAGGCUUUAAGGUUGAACGUGGACAUACGAUAUUGGUACAUGCAGCGGCAGGUGGAGUCGGAUAUUUGGUUUGUCAAUGGGCAAGUGCCAUUGGAGCCACCGUGAUCGGAACAGUGUCUACCAAGGAGAAGGCUAAGCAGGCGAAAGAAGAUGGAUGUGAGCAUGUGAUUCUUUACAAAGAUGAGGACUUUAUGGAACGUGUGAUGGAGAUAACAUCAGACAAAGGAGUGGAUGCAGUCUAUGAUUCCGUCGGGAAAGACACCUUCGAGGGAUCGUUGGCAUGCUUAAAGUUUGGUGGAUCCAUGGUGCUUUUCGGGUUGGCAUCAGGUGAACCAGAACCUGUACGUGUUUCUCAGAUUGCCUUAAAAUCACUCAACUUUACGUUUUCAUCAAUUGCGCACUACACGGAUGAAGAUCGAGAUGCGAUGCGUGUUGCUGCUGAAGAGUUGUUUGUAAAUGUUGCAAAAGGAGUGUUGAGGGUUCGUGUUAAUCACAAAUAUCCUCUAUCUUUAGCAAGCCAAGCUCAUACUGCUAUUGAGACUCGAAAAACAACGGGUUCAGUGGUGUUGAUUCCAGGCGAUGAGUGAUCUAGUGCUUUAGGUUUUUAUGUAUAUAUCCGCCCUUUGUUAUUUCUGUUGUCAUAGUUAUAUAUACUCUUUAUUGUUGAAUCCUACCACAUCAAGUUGUAUAGGAGUUAAAUAAGGUGUACUUGAAUGGACUGUAGAUGAUGAUACUAAGUGGAGUUUGAAUUAUUAUUAAAUGUUUCAAUAAAAAAAGAAUA
Molecule: messenger RNA, 1316 nt
Organism: Lactuca sativa (garden lettuce)
Lineage: Eukaryota; Viridiplantae; Streptophyta; Magnoliopsida; Asterales; Asteraceae
Cellular component (GO): cytosol
Molecular function (GO): mRNA 3'-UTR AU-rich region binding; zinc ion binding; quinone reductase (NADPH) activity
Source: RefSeq, a predicted model, not a curated record